AAUUAAUCCUAGGCAUCGGAAUGGUCAUUUUACUUUUGACUGAUGAACAGAUUCGAAUGUGAUUAUAAUCCGAGGCCGUGAGGUCCUGGAGUUAAAAUCCACAUUAAGUUGUUGAUUUAGUUCUAUUUUCUGCAGAUGAAUACUGAAGAGUGGAGGUGAGACGGAAUUAAAUGGAGAUUCAAAUGGAAAUUGAAGGAAGAGUGGGAGGAGAAUGGAACUUGUCGAGCAGCUUUUAUCGUUUCCCGUUUGAGAAAACCUACGAUUUCACGGAAGUCAAAGAUUGGGCUAUUCUCUACUUUCAACGUGUCCUCUUGCUGGCCCUCGUCUUCUACCCAGGCUCCGUCCUCUUCGGUAAGAAGGCGAUGAAAAGCGGAGGCGAUCUGAACCUGGAACUACGAUUGCCUUUGAUCUGCUGGAAUGCUGCUCUCGCCGCUUUCUCCUUCUUCGGCUCUUUUCGAUCUCUUCCCGAACUCCUUCGGAUCUGGUCUCAUCACGGCUUCCGUUCGACCGUCUGUGACAGCAGGAACCUGCGAGAUGGAGUGGCCGGGGUGUGGGUGUGGUAUUGGGUGGCAUCGAAACCGUGGGAACUGGGUGACACUGGAUUCUUGGUCCUCCGUCGGAGACCGUUGUCUUUUCUUCAUCUUUUCCAUCAUGCCACGGUGAUCGUGAAUGCCUGGUUCGGUUUCAUUCACGGUGCCUCUAUUCUCCGCUGGCUCACCAAUCUCAACUACACCAUCCAUGCUCUCAUGUAUACGUAUUAUACGUUGAGAGCAGCGGGUUACCGGGUGUCACGUCGACUUGCCAUGUUUCUCACCUCGGCUCAAAUCCUUCAACUUGCGGCUGGGUUCUCCGUCUCCCUUUAUUCCCUCGCCAUGAGACUCCUGGGCGAGGCUUGUCACGUCACCUAUGAGACCCUCGCACUCACCAUCCCCACCAAUCUCGUCUACAUCAUUCUCUUCUGCCGCUUCUUUAUAGGCACAUAUUUCAAGCGCAAGCGUAUGGAAUGACAUAUCCCAUAAUAAGCAUCGUCUCUCCUAACUGAGAAUAAAGUCGUGCCA
This is a messenger RNA of Darwinula stevensoni, 1058 nucleotides long. The record is from the annotation of a GenBank genome assembly. NCBI's taxonomy places the organism in Eukaryota, Metazoa, Arthropoda, Ostracoda, Podocopida, Darwinulidae.